AGUUAUAAAUAUUGAUUCCUCGCUAUGGUAGCGUCUUUAGUAACGGAAUAGAACCGACAUGGCGCAUCCAGGGCAAUACGGAGGCGCUCCGCCCCAACAAUGGCAACCAGGCAUGGGGCCUCCACCCGCGGAUUUCCGGCAGGGAAAUGGACCUCCUCGACGAGGGGGUGGUGGUGGUGGACCUCCUCCGGUGGCCCCACCCCCAAUGCAGGGUAUGCCCCAGUUCUCGGGGUAUGAGAAAGUCGGCGGAUUCGGGCAAAUGCAUUUUAUGCCCCCUCCCCCUCCACCCCCACCACCAUCGGGUCCACCUCCACCAAUGGAAUUCUCGGACAUUGCUAAUUUAGACGAAGCGGCAUGUCGGCAGGCAAUGAUCGAAUUUGUGGCAGAGAAUUGCUGCUAUGGCGCCAAACCAGCUGAGGAGAUGACCAUUACACACCAUCACGGCCUCACUGCCUUCCAUUACACCUUAGAAACAUUUACUGAGGGUAGAGAGACAGGGUAUAAGCACGUGCCUUACCGAGGUGGCCCCGUGGAUGGCCCGGAGAACGGCCCACCGCCCCCACCAUGGAACAUUCAUUGUCUUGCCGACAGCAUGUUCCACACUCACACGAAGAAGAUGGAGGUUCCUCAUACAGCAACUGUCCGCCCGUGUCACCGCUGUGAUGCUCAGGGUUACUGGAGGUGUUGGGAAUGUCACGGUUGGGGUCAGACGGAAUGUGAUAACUGUGAUAGGCGUGGGUGGCACGAGCAUUUUGACCACAAUCUAGGUCACCCUGUUCGUGAGACCUGCCAUCGAUGUCAUGGAGACGGAAUCUGUAGUUGUGAUAGAUGUGGAGGAGACGGUAGAAUUACAUGUGAUGAAUGUGAUGGCUACAGGAACAUAAAAACCUACAUAGAACUGGUUGUCACUUUUAAAAAUAAUGUUGGCGAGCACAUCAUCGAGCGCUCCGACAUGCCAGAUCACCUGGUCAAACAAGUAGGCGGAGAAAUGGUGUUUGAGCAGGUCUUAGAUCAGGUAUUCCCAAUUACCUCCUACCCAAUAGCUGAAAUAAACAAUAAUUCCAUGCGAAUUGUCAACCAGCAUAAAGGUGCAUACGUCAAUGAUAGACAGUUGAAGCAGCGACAACGGCUGCGAGCAGUACCUGUGACGGAGGUGCACUACACUUGGGAUGAGGUGAAUACUCGCUACUGGGUCUUUGGACUGGAACGUAAAGUGCACGCCCCUGAUUAUCCACAACAGUGCUGUUGGGGCUGUACCAUCUUGUAAAAGUUCACGCCAAAAAGGAGAUGUCUUGGACUUCACAUUGGAAAUAGAAAUUACAUUUUUGUUCUGUGAAAUUUAAAGUACAUGUAGAAAAUUAUCUUAAGCAUUGUGUCUGAUAUCUUUCAAAGUCCUCGAUGUUAUCAAUGUGAUAUUAAUCCUUCUAAAACCAAUAUUUCAAUUAUUGCGCUUGUCUACUAAUCUUAUUUUAAAUGUGUCACCUAUUGGGCAGGGUAUAACAUUAGUAUGACGCUUCAGAAAAGACAUUGAAUUUCAAUCAAUGGUUUAUUUAUUUAAUGAGGACUGCAAACAGCCCUAGGGCUUGGAAUAGGCUCCCCUCAGACGGUUCCUGUAUAGUUCAUUAUUGACUUGUGUUCUCUUAUAACCUCAUCCAAUUUCAGUAGGUAUUUUACAUCAUACUUUUCACCCAUUCCUAAAACGAACUCACAGAACUGAUAUUAUCCUAAAUUUAGAAUAUAUAGGUGUUUCUUGAAAGAAAUGUAUUGAUGGGAUUGUUUGAAAGAAUUCAAUUUGCAAUAGAAACGAGAUUGUCAAAACCUAUCACAUUAUAGUUUUUGAUUACCAACGGCUUUGAUUAAACUCUGAACCAGGUCACGCACACACGACGUAGUAAGCAGUAUUAUGUAUUUUAGAAUUAUUGUAUAUUUCACAACUGUAUUGCAAAUGUAAAUUUCCUCUGUACUCUGGGAUCUCUACUCCGGUGUGACUGCUAUUAACACAUUGUCUUGGUUUUAACACAAUAUGUUUCCUAGAUGAUUUUAAUCAAGGUGUAUUUAACACAACUAUACAUGUGCCAAUAGUUGGAAGAGUUCAUGAUUUGUACUUGGAAUAUCAAGUGCAUUGAUUAAGCAUUAUUUUUCUAUUGAAUUUUGUAUUUUCUUCUGAAUCUGUUUAUAAAUCUGAAGAGUGAUUUUUCUUUUCUUUUUUUUAUAUUGUGUAUGUAAACAUUCUCUUUCCUGUUUAAUUGAAAUAAAUUGCUGUGAGCGUU
Molecule: messenger RNA, 2270 nt
Organism: Ostrea edulis (European flat oyster)
Lineage: Eukaryota; Metazoa; Mollusca; Bivalvia; Ostreida; Ostreidae
Product: protein SSUH2 homolog
Exons: 11
Coding region: 59-1267 (402 amino acids)
Source: RefSeq, a predicted model, not a curated record